Messenger RNA from Drosophila sulfurigaster albostrigata, 2567 nucleotides. RefSeq lists its product as uncharacterized. NCBI's taxonomy places the organism in Eukaryota, Metazoa, Arthropoda, Insecta, Diptera, Drosophilidae. The record is from RefSeq and is a predicted model, not a curated record. The coding region runs from base 354 to 2564 and encodes 736 amino acids. The transcript has 2 exons.
AAAGAAAUAUAUUAUUACAUUAAAAAGCUUUCUAAAGAUAAGCUUUAGAAAUAUAAUAAUAUUAAAGCUUUCGUGAAGCUUUUUUACGUUCCUCUUAUAACAGUUUAUUUAAAUGAUUUUUGCGGUAAAACUUGUCAACCAACGGCAGUGCCGUAGGUGUGGGGGCAGUCAAGAGCAUCAGUCCCUAUUGGUAAGUUAUCCCUCUUUCGAAAAUAGCUAUCUACGCCAUUGAAUACCAUAGACUAGCAGUAAUUAAAGUUCAAGAUUGUUAUCUGUUCUAAAUUUGUGUAAUACAUUUGGUUUACUUAGUAUUUGACUGUUAACAAAGAAACGUGUGCUAAUAAUAUAAAAUUAUGGAAUCAUCAGCGAUGUCUAUUGACAAUUCGGAAAUUGACAGUAUUAUAAUGAUGUCUGCAUCAAGUUUCAAUUCAAAGCAGAGAACAAAUAUUAUUGGUGUACCUAGUGAAUUUUCCGAGCUAAAUUUGCCAACUUUUCGGGAUGUACUUAAAUAUUAUUUUUACGUGAGUGAUCGCAAUAAACAGCAAACAAAAAGACAACUCUCUUAUGCAAGCCUUUCUCCGAUGAUUGCAGACAAAAUAAUUGAAAUUUGGAGAAAGACGAAUAUUAAAUUAAUAAAUAUAAAAAGCAUCAUUAGAAAGCUUAAUAAAUUUAUAAAAAAAUAUAAGCGUGAAGUCAAAAGCAUUACUAGAACUAAUUCAAUUACUGAAUUUGAGAAAAGCUUAAAUGAUUUGUUUUAUGUCGCUAAAUGCAGUUGUAAGAAAACAAUGCCAUGCUCCUGUGGAUUAAUUCCUGACCACUUGAAAAUGUUCAUGAUUGACCAACACACCAGCAGAAGGAAUACCAUUCCCGAAGUCGUGCUAAAUAUAGUCGAUCAACAGUCAAGCCAAUUGCCAGAAAGCUCUGAUCCUUCUUAUAGACCCGAAUCUGCGCAUAUGAACAUCGAAAGUGAAUUUGAGUUUGCAAUGCCAGCAGCAAAAGAUCUGAGUUUCAACAAACGGGAGCCUUACGCUAAGAGAUACGAUGCAUUUAAUUUCGCAAUGAUGUGUGAUAGAUUCGGCAUUUCCGACAGAGUUGCCUCCUGUUUGGCUACAGCCUUAUUUAAAGACAUUGGAUUUACUGAUGAAAAUGGGCAGACAAUUAUUAUGGAUAAAUCCAAAGUUGCACGAGAAAAAAAGAAAUGCAAAGAGACCGUUCGACGUAUGCAGCAAAAUGAUUCAGCUUUACUAGCUUUUUCUUUUGAUGGCAGGAAAAAUGACGCUCUGACACGGAAUGAAGUUAAUGGAAAAUACCAUCCGAGAGUACAAAAGGAGUCUCACAUUGUGAUUCUUAAGGAACCGCAAGGCAAGCUGUUGGGGCACAUAAAAGUUAAUGCUGAGGAUUCCAAUACUAAGCAAAUCCAAUUAUGGGAGUUCUUUAUGGAAAAAAAAUUAACGCUUAGUAACUUGAUUGGAGUUUGCUGUGAUGGAGAACCCACCAAUACUGGAAUUGAAAAUGGAAUAAUUCGAAAAUUUGAACUUUUAUUGAAUAAACCAUUACAUUGGUUUGUUUGUUUGCUGCAUUUUAACGAACUUCCAUUUCGCCAUUUGUUCAAUGCUUUGGAAAAUGCAACUACAAGUGGACCACGUACAGCUAGUGGGACUUUGAUGAAGUUACUUGAGACCUGUGAACAACUUCCGGCCAUACCUGACUUUGAACCCAUUUCAUUGGGGAAUAUGCCUCCUGCAAUGGAUAAUGGAGAUGAAAAAAGUCUUUCGACAGAUGUUUUAUAUCUCUAUCGAAUAGCCAAAGCUGUAUCGGAAGGUUUGUGUCCAGAACAUCUUGCCAGCAUGAAACCCGGAAAAAUGGUUCAUUCUCGUUGGUUAACAAAAGCCAGCAGAGUUUUACGUCUUUAUGUCGCAAGUAGUUUACCUUCGACAAAUUUAAAAAUGUUGGCUAAUUUCAUUAUGAAAGUUUAUAUACCGAUGUAUUUUAAUGUCAAAUAUUUUAAUUCGGUGGUAUAUGGCAGUAAACUUUUAUUUAAUUUUAUUCAAUCAACGCAAUUUUUACCACAAAAUCUAAGAGAAAUUGUAAACAAAGCAAUCCAAAACAAUGCAUUCUUCGCCCAUACAGAAAAUAUUUUGUUAACAAUGCUUUUCGAUGAAAGAAAAACAGUUCGCGAAAGAGCAAUUAAUAAAAUUAUGUAUUAUCGCGAGAAAUUAUAUGACCCAACUAAACUUAGAUCUUAUAAAAAGAAUCGCAUUAAUUUCGAUUGCACCGAUUAUAUGCAUUUAGUUGACUUGGAUAAUGACGACAUCUUAUUUGAACCUCCAUUUACUGCAAACAUCCCACACGAUCACUUGCUGGAAUACAUAAAUUCUGCUGAAAUACCAAUGCCAGAUCCAGCAAUUUCAUCGCACAUUCAGGGCACCGAACGAUGUGUGCAGUUGUUAACACAUGUCUCACGACGAGUUAUGCCACAGAAUCGAGAUGCUGUUAUGUCAUUGACUUUAGAAAGUCGUUCCAAAGUUCCUCAAAUCGAGUCAAAGAAAGACUUGAGAUUCUAAUAA